UUCAACUUGAAACAUUUCCACGACCAUUGUUAUACAACGAAGCACCAAAUACAAGAUUCAGGCGCUUAAACGUCUCUUCAUUUUCUGGUUAAAAUAUACAAGGUGAUUGUGAGUAACUAUGGCCCGUACUAAACAGACAGCUCGUAAAUCCACUGGAGGAAAAGCUCCCCGUAAGCAGCUGGCCACUAAGGCUGCUCGCAAGAGUGCGCCCUCUACUGGAGGAGUCAAAAAGCCCCAUCGCUACAGGCCUGGUACUGUGGCUCUGCGUGAGAUUCGCCGGUACCAGAAGUCUACGGAGUUGCUGAUCCGUAAGCUGCCUUUCCAGCGUCUGGUCAGGGAGAUCGCCCAGGACUUCAAAACAGACCUGCGGUUCCAGAGUGCUGCCAUCGGAGCCCUACAGGAAGCCAGUGAGGCAUACCUCGUGGGCCUUUUUGAAGACACUAACCUGUGUGCUAUUCAUGCCAAGCGUGUCACCAUCAUGCCUAAAGACAUCCAGCUGGCACGUCGGAUCCGCGGAGAACGCGCCUAAAAUCCCAUCGUCCACUCCUGUCCCUUUUCCUCCUGAAUUUAUUUUUCUCCUGUACAUGUACCCUGUCUUACCCUCUUUGUAUAUGUGUGGAUUAUCAUGACAAAUUUGUGUGUUUUUCUUGCUUGCUUUGAAACUCUCAGCAAUUGGCCAUGUGCAGUAUGGUGUUCAGAAUAGGGUAGAUUUAUUUACUCACACAGGCAUAGUGGUUAGAUGGGGUGUAGACUGGUGAGUUCCCAGUUGUUGUAAAUUGAUGCACUUGGACACAGUAGUUAGAAUCCAUAGGGGAAGUGGAGCUCAGUAAAAUUUAAUUGGGAUUAUUUUGCCAAGGAAAAGGAACAGGGCCCUGUCUUGGGAUCCAUCCCUGUAUUACCCCUCUUUGUACUUUUAGCACAUUCAACUAGAGGUAUAUUUUAUACAACCAACUUGCUCUUUUUACUUGCACCUGCUUUAGCAGUGGUAUGUUGGCAAGAUUUUGCUUCUGAUUUUGACCCUCAGUAGACAAGGAUCAGGAAAAAGGAGCAGGUGAAAACGACAUAGCAGUGACCAUGUUCUCCCCUGAUUGGCUGUAUUGUCAUAUUGCAUAGACCAGCAGGUUUUGAUAUCUAGAUGAAGAGUUUAAGGGCUCCUUUGGUAUUGGGACCAUCCUCUUCAGGGUGCUUCCACUUGAUCAGUGAACAUUUUCAUGAAGCACAUACUAGUCCUCUGUGAAUGUUUACUUUUUUUGAGUUCUGUUGGUUGUAGUAUAUUUGUAUUUACGUUAGUCAUGUUUGAGGUAUAUCCAGUUAGAAUGUUGCCCAGUUUGUAAUUUGGGAAGUGUAGAGGGGCUGGGGUGUUUGUGCUCAUGCUCCACAUAUUGGCAAUUAAUUGUCCUAUUUGUCUGACAAUGAGACUAAUCUAUAAAUAUAUGUAGUGAGUGUUUACACCCGUUUUAUAUUUUAUGCCAAUUAAAAAAAAUCCGGUUGUCAGUAGUAGGUGGCGGCUCAGGUUUUUUUUUUUUUUUUACAUAAAUAUGAAGCAUCUUUGUGCUCUCAGAAUUUAUCAAAUGGAAAAAUAAAGAAUUUGUUUCCUUGA
This is a messenger RNA of Electrophorus electricus (electric eel), 1600 nucleotides long. RefSeq names its product histone H3.3A. Gene Ontology annotation, molecular function: structural constituent of chromatin; DNA binding; protein heterodimerization activity. Gene Ontology annotation, cellular component: nucleosome. Lineage: Eukaryota; Metazoa; Chordata; Actinopteri; Gymnotiformes; Gymnotidae. The record is from RefSeq and is a predicted model, not a curated record.